Molecule: messenger RNA, 2703 nt
Organism: Actinia tenebrosa (Australian red waratah sea anemone)
Lineage: Eukaryota; Metazoa; Cnidaria; Anthozoa; Actiniaria; Actiniidae
Source: RefSeq, a predicted model, not a curated record
ACGACAGACCAGAUGGCCGUCACUCUCGACCCAGCUAUUUCGUAUCAUUACUUUUCGGCCCGCAUACACUUUGUCUGGGAUAAUAUUUUAGAAAAUAUAUCAUUCACUUUAAUACUCAGAAAAACCUACGUUGUGUUCAUACUAAAACCUUUUUUAAACCAACAUUAAUAGUGACAUCGUCUUACAAGAAUGUUUUUUGCAUUUUCCCUACUUUGGUUUUUCGUUACCCUGAAGAGAAUCGAGAGUUUGGCUGUAUCUUCUCCUUAUGUCGGAGUUGGUUGCUAUGCUGACAAGAGCAACACUUCACACCCUCUUCCUGAAUUACUCGAGAAUUUUUACUUUUCAAUGACAUGGAACACUAUCGAGGAGGUCAUUGAAAACUGCUCGCGACUGGCUCAAAGCAGAGGACAUAGGUAUUUUGGUCUUCAACAUUAUGGCGAGUGUUGGUCGGGAAAGGAUUCCGAGGUAACAUAUGCUCGCGAUGGCUCGAGUGAGAAUUGCGUGAAAGGAGUAGGGAAAGAUGGAGCGAAUUACGUCUAUAAAUUUGUCAACAGCCUUGAUCAAAGUUGUGAUCUGGGUUGGCACACAGCAAACGACAUGUGUUUUCACAUCAGUUUCAACACGUCCUUCAACAGCCAAGUACAAGCCGCCCAAUACUGCACGAACUACCGUGGAACCUUUUAUCUUACCAAGUCUGGUGGUGACUUCGUCCAAGAUCGCCUCAUUAAAACACUACACCUAAAUGAUUAUCUCAACACAACUAACUGCUUGGUCCUAAGCCAGGCCAGUGUACCAUACGUGGGAGUUUUGCCCACUUGGAAUGAAUCACGUGAUCCUCAUCUUGCAGGGGGUCUCACAGGCAGCAGUCUGGGUACUAAUUAUGAGUGUGCAGUUAAAGAUGUAUAUGGAAAGUGGUAUCAUCAUCAAUGUGAAUUGCAAAAGUGUAAAGUCGUAUGUAGCAAGCAACGAGAUCUUCCCGCAACACAAGGCUCCUUCAGUAUGGUCCAUAAAGACACCACCUUCAACAACAGCAUUCUGAUGUGGCAACUGGUAGAUGACGUCACUCAGUGUGCACGUGAAUGUCUCGUGACGGACACGUGUGCUUCAUUUAAAUAUGAGUACAAAUCACGUGUAGAACGAGUGGGUUCCCUGUGUGCUUUGAGUGAUCGGAGGAUUUCUGAUUCGGAUUUACUUCAAUCAGAUGUCUAUAACUAUUACGAACGGCUUAGAUAAAUCAAAACAGCGAACGAGGUAUUUUUGCACCGCCAUAUUGGAAUAGACAACUGAAAAUACCUUUGUUAGAGUACGCCAUCACUGAUGUCAAUAAUCAGUGAUAUUCAACCCAGAUGUCGGCAGUUCAUUCGCGUUCAUUCAAGCUUAUUGUUACUGCACAUGCUCAGGGAAAUAAUCUCUUAUUGAACAUGCGCAGUAAGAACGGCAAAGUCUUUGAGUUGAUAGUGAGCAGUAGUUUCGAGUCAAGCAAUUUUUUGAGGCUAUAGAGGCUUUGCACCAUUACGUGAUGGCAGCCAUGACAGGAGACACGAACAAUUGAAUCUGGUCGAAUCUGAUUUUCAUGAGAAAGAAUUCAGCUUCCCAGGGGAGAACAACUCUAUUGUUGUACCUCCUUUCAUAGCCGCCAUCACGUGAUGGUGCAAAGCCUCUAUUUUUUUGUAGUUGUUCGGCAAGCGACUCAGUGCACAACCGUACCCAAGAAACAAUAAAUUUUAAAUGUGGCCGCCAUGAUAUAAAAUAAGCAGGAAAAAUCAAUAGAACUGGGCUCUUUUUCUUUUAACCAUCAAAACCAUCCGCUCUACACCUGUAAUAAUAUAAAUAAUAUUUUUUAAUGUCUCAAAAAACCCACGCAUGCGCACGAAGGCUUCAAGACGAUUUUGAGCCCACGUUGCUAGUUGUAACUCAGCGGCACUCAACAGGGUUUUUUUUUUUCACAAAAAUUAUAGGACUAAAAAUGUUUAAACUUCUAACUUGACUUGUAUAAACUGUAUAAAAUAAUUUAACUACUAUUUAUGAAUAGUUUUUUGUAAAUUAAUAUAAUGCGCCGCAAGUCCAAUGUUAUAAGAAUCUCUCAAAAUUUCAAAACUUAAAGCAUUCAAAUUUAGAGUCGAAUGUUUUAAAACAGAUUUUAAAGUUGUAUAAGUUUAUCUUGGUUGAUAAAUUUAAUUAAUUCUUAAUUUUGGCAACUAUUCUCAAAUACAGUCCCAUUCACGCAUCUGUAUCGCCAUGUUGAGAGGUGCUCUUUAUCACCACCUUCAAAUAUACCCUAGUGUGAGAGAAAGAUCCCUGCGUAGGAUAUGUACAAAAAUAGCCCUCAAUUCUUUAUCUUUAAACAAAAAAGGUCAAAAAUAUAUUGCAUUUAAAUAUUUCAUGUUUUUGCUAUCCGUGCAAGGUAUUUAUUAUUUAAAGGCAAAUUUCAAGCCAUUGUAACCAAAAACACUUUAAUUCGAUGAUUUUUGAAAACAUUUUAAAUGUAAAAUUAAACCGAAAUCUGCAGAAGUGUAAACUUUUCUGUGGGCGAUAUUUCAGUGGAUAACUCAAAUUGAGGAAUUUUUGAUCUUAUAUGAUAAAUUUAAAGUAUCAAGAGCGCUGCUCUCAACUGAUCAUACACGAACUGUGUGGUUUCGGUUUUACUGUAGGGUUUGCAAUGGAAGCAUUUUAGUCUAAAUAAAAUAAGUUUAGUUCUCUCAA